GCGGAGUAUGGGGCUCAUUCGAACGCGUAAUUUAAAUUAACGUCGCGUUCUAGUGUUCACAACCCUUUGCUAACCUUUUCCAUAUUAGGAGAACAGAUCAACAGAUCACUUUUAGAGUCUAGCAAUUCAGUGCUACUCUACGUAACUUGUUACGUGGCUUUGCAAGGUACCUAGGUAGGUAUAUACCGAUUUCUACUAUACUAGUUUGUUGAUUUGAUCGGUAGUUGCCCGAUUCUCCACCCACGUCGCGUUCUAAAUCGGUCCUUUGGAAAUUGCUAGGCUAUGCGGCAUCGAACAAGUGUUUGUAUAAAUAAUCUCUCUUGGCGACAGUAGGUAUGUAGGAUUACUCAUUUUGAUGGUUGGAAGACAACCAAGUCAUUUUUCCAUCAAGAUACACACUCGUUACUAUUCGAAAUCAUGCGGACAUCUUCAAUGCAGCCGUUGCUCGCGGCUGUGUCGUUGAUGGGGGUCGACAGCGUGGCCGCGGCCCUGUAUAAAUCAGUUCUCAACACAAACUACGGACCGGUGCAAGGGUAUCCCGCGUUCAACAGCUCUCCGGCGGGAAAUACUGUCACUAACUGGGCUGAUGUCGCCGUAUUCAAGAACAUCCCGUAUGGAGCAGAUACGUCCGGCAAGAAUCGAUGGAAAGCACCACAGCCGGUGACACCAUGGAACACUACGCGCGAUGCGAAGGAGUUUGGUCUUACCUGCCCCGGUGAAUCGGGCUCAGGGUAUGCCUAUGGCGAGGACUGUCUGAGUGUCAACAUCUGGACUGCGGCAAAGUCGACCUCCGAUGGCCUUCCCGUUAUUCUAUGGCACCACCCGGCCGGUGGGUCUGGCCCCGAUCCUCUAUUUGACGGCGCCGGCAUGGCAUCUAAGGGUGUCGUGUUCGUUAACUGCAACCGUCGUGACGGCCCAUUGGGCUGGCUAGGCCACCCUCAAUUGAACGAGGAGAUGAUGGCAACGUUCGGCACCAACUCCUCAGGCAAUUGGGGUUUGCUUGACGAAUUCGCAGCCCUCAACUGGACAUAUCACAACAUCGCCUCUUUCGGCGGCGACCCAAAACGUAUCACCGUCGUCGGCCAAUCUGCCGGAUCUGCUGCUGUUUACCACACUGUCAACAGCGACUUGACCAAGGGUCAGAUAUUCGCUGCAAUUGCCGAGUCUGGCGUGCGUGAUCCUCGGGAUCCUUUAGCCACCUCGCUGGCGGAAGGUUACAACAAUUUGAGCUACACCCUGUCUACGGGUAUCGCCUACCUAGCCGCUAACAAUCUCACCACCAUCGACGAACUUCGUCAAGUUCCGCUUGCCGAUCUCUUAGACGGAAAUUCUUCUUCUGUCGGCCCCACCUCUAUUUCGUACAACUUCCGACCGACCCUUGAUUACUGGGCUAUGCCGCGCAAGUACAUCGACCAGCUGCACACGGGGCCCGGCAAUGAUGUUCCAUUCAUGACUGGCAACACUAAGGAUGAAUCUGGCGCAGCUUAUGGCCUCAACAUCACCGUUGCGGACUAUCUUGAGAAGAUGCAAGACCAAUACGGAAAUCUAACAUCUCAGGCACUCAAGCUGUACCCCUAUUCCAACGACACUCAGGCUUCCAUGUCGUACAAUGCUAUGUGGCGCGAUACCUCUCUCGUGUCGUCCUGGGGUUUCGCCAAAGGCUGGCGAUCAUCCGCCAAGUCUGAGAUAUACACCUAUUACUGGGAUCAUGCCCCGCCAGGACAGGACAUGGGCGCACACCACGAGUCCGAGAUCAACUACGCGCUCAACAACUUAUACGGCACAGACCUUCCGUGGCAGGCGGAGGACUAUGAUAUCGCCGAACGCCUGAGCUCGUACUGGGCCAACUUUGCUAAGACAGGGGACCCGAACAAGGGGUCGAGUUACACAGGGAAUGGAACCCUGACUCCUUAUUACCCGUCGCCGGCGAAUGAGACUAUCACCAUGCAUGUCGGUAACGGGUGGGGGAUGGUGCCGAUUGCGAAUGGCGAGCAGGUGAAAUUCCUGGAAAGUUAUUUUGCCUUACAGACGCCUCUGUAAGGAGCAUGUAGUGGAUAGUCGUCGAGCCAACCCGAUAUAGAUUAUAGAGCACUUCCGGCCCGAUGCUAGGUGUAGAUUGGUGUUUUUUCUUUCCAUGUAGAUUACUUUUUGGCCCACCCGCCAACGGCUCCGCAGCUGCCCCAAAGCUGCCCACUCGCAUAAUUACCUAGGUAGUUAAAUUUGAAACUAUUUUAUUUGUUAUAUAUGCGCUUUGUACCUUGAGGCUGUGCUAUUUUUGAUUGAGCUCUUGGCGAUGUUGCUAGUCAAUAUCGUCAAACCGUGAAAGUCCUGGUUUCGCAGUGUAUGAAAGUCAUGGAAUGAGCACCUAGGUAGGUAGCUAGGUAGGUAAGUUCGAUUUUGCUAUCUCGUAAAUGGCAGGAGAGGAUAAGAUGAUGUAUUAUUCCAAGUUUCUAGAAUUCAAGCAAGUCGAGAAAUGUUCUUGUGUACCCCUCACGGUGCGAGUAGCACCUUCCACCUUUGUACCUUGUCGCCAGUUUGAUCUUCCUUGCAUAAGUGCCCUACAACCCUUGUCGCGCUAGACUCGGCAUUCGAGAUACCCAGAUGCGGAAGGUGGGGCUUCCAAAAUCAUUAUGGAUUCGCUGGCGCCCAUAUCAUCUCGUGUUCUCGAUUUCCUCGCCUAUUCAUCCUUUCAACAAA
Messenger RNA from Annulohypoxylon truncatum, 2697 nucleotides. RefSeq names its product prolyl oligopeptidase-like protein. The transcript has a single exon. Bases 418 to 2040 code for a protein of 540 amino acids. NCBI's taxonomy places the organism in Eukaryota, Fungi, Ascomycota, Sordariomycetes, Xylariales, Hypoxylaceae. The record is from RefSeq and is a predicted model, not a curated record.